Protopolystoma xenopodis is the source of this 252-nucleotide messenger RNA. Lineage: Eukaryota; Metazoa; Platyhelminthes; Monogenea; Polystomatidea; Polystomatidae. The record is from the annotation of a GenBank genome assembly.
AUGAAUUUCGAUGUACAAUCCAUGUACCAGGCGGUAAGCACCUUGCUAGAGAUAUUGGAGCGCGAAGAAGAUAUCCUGGAGGCAGAACGGAUACAGAAGUCGUUAGUACGGCAGUAUCUACUAGCAAAUAUUCGGUAUACCGAUGUGAUCUCCACUCUCACUUCUUUUGGCAAAUGUGAUCAUGGACAAGUUGGAAAGGGAAUUCGAGAAGUCCCGACUGCGACCAAGAGUGUUCAUACGAUACUUGGAUGA